Mycetomoellerius zeteki is the source of this 1575-nucleotide messenger RNA. Its product is annotated as protein HGH1 homolog. NCBI's taxonomy places the organism in Eukaryota, Metazoa, Arthropoda, Insecta, Hymenoptera, Formicidae. The transcript is spliced from 7 exons. Bases 113 to 1240 code for a protein of 375 amino acids. The record is from RefSeq and is a predicted model, not a curated record.
AGUGGAGUUACUAUUUUCUUUGUGUAAAAAUAUAGUUUUUAAAGGUUCAAACUACCAGAAUUUUCAUACAACAAAUUGACAAUUAUAAAACUAAAUACGUGUAUUAAGGAUAAUGGAAUCCUUACAAGAAAUUUCUGAAUAUUUAAGCCCUAAUACCCGAUUAGAUGUAAAAGUCUGUGCACUAAACCACGUGCUCCGUGUGACGGCGACUACCGAUGGCCGAGAACUCUUGUUGAAGCUACCAGAAAUGUUGAUAAAACUUGUUACCUUUGUACAAGAUUCUUGUGCUGCCAUUAGCAAAUGUGCUGCACAAAUAUUAGUAAAUAUUACUGGAGAUGAAUCAGGAACUAAUGCAAUGUUGAUUAUUUCAGAGUCAAGUUACUCAACAGAGAUCAAUAAGUCUGAUUUGGUUACCCAAGAACCUAAUCAGAAUUUAAUAAAAGUUUGUUUGAGGGCUAUAAUGGAUAAAUCUAGUAUUAUAGCAGAUCUAUGUUGUAUGAUACUUUCUAAUAUGACUAGACCGUUUCAUUUAAUAGAUAGAACGAUAACACUUAUUGAACAAAGUGGUUAUUCUUGGGAUGAAAUAUUAUCUGUAUUUACUACAAAACAGUACAAUACUAAAGGCGAUAAAUUGCAUUAUCUUGGACCUGUUUUUAGUAAUCUUACUCGAUCGCCACGUAUAAGAAGGUAUUUGAUGGAUCGACAUCGUUACGUUAUUCAACGGAUCCUUCCAUUCACAGAGUAUUCUGACAGUCUAAUUAGACGAGGUGGUAUUGUUGGUACUUUAAAAAAUUGCACUUUCGACACAGAAAAUCAUGUGUGGUUGUUAAGCCCCGAAGUGGAUUUAUUAUCAUAUCUGUUAUUACCACUUGCUGGUCCAGAAGAAUUUGACGAUGAAGAUAUGUCUAAAUUGCCAAUUAAUUUACAGUAUCUUCCUGAAACAAAAAUUCGAGAGACUGAUCCAGAUAUAAGACUUAUGCUUUUAGAAGCAUUAAAUCAAUUCUGUGCAACAAAAGUGGCUAGAGAAAUGCUGAGAAAAGCAAAUACGUAUCUCAUACUUAGAGAGCUUCAUAAAUGGGAAAAGGAUAAGAACUGCUUAUUGGCAUGUGAAAAUGUCGUGGAUAUUUUGAUAAAAACUGAAAAAGAAAUCGGUUUGGACAACUUGAAGGAAGUAGAAGUGCCGUCUGCAUACACGGAGAUGUUCCAUAAAAUGGAUAAAGAGUUUAUUAGCAAUACAUAGUGCAAAAAAUUAUAUUAUAAGUACAUAUAGGAUGUAUCAAAAGUUCGGUAAUGGUCGAAUAUCUCAAAAGCAAAGAAUUUUUGAGAAAAAUGUUUCACACAAAAAUUGUAGGGUUUAAAGAGAUCUACUUACUGAUUACGUCCGUUUGACCUUGGAAUGCGUCGCCCAAGAUUCAGUUAAGGUCAAAUCGAUUUUUUUUAACGGAACCCCCCAUUUUUUAUUGUAUAUUCUUGUAGUUCACCUCGAAAGCUUUUCAAAAUACUACAAUAAAGUUCAUUUUCAUUAAGUACUUUUUGAGUUAUGAGGCUUAAAAGUUACAGUACCACCGGCGUUAG